Chaetomium strumarium is the source of this 1000-nucleotide messenger RNA. Its product is annotated as ribosome-assembly protein 3-domain-containing protein. Lineage: Eukaryota; Fungi; Ascomycota; Sordariomycetes; Sordariales; Chaetomiaceae. Bases 342 to 578 code for a protein of 78 amino acids. The transcript is spliced from 2 exons. Gene Ontology annotation, cellular component: preribosome, large subunit precursor. Gene Ontology annotation, biological process: ribosomal large subunit assembly. The record is from RefSeq and is a predicted model, not a curated record.
UUAUUCCCUCGUCGAUUUGGGGGGAGAUAGGCUGAAAAGGCAGAAUGGCAGAUGGAAUGUCGGAUAUCGUAGCCGGCAAAGCCUUCAAAUGGCAUUGCAAUUCCACCUUGUCAAGAAGAAUACUUCUCAGUCCGCUGCCAUUGCGGCGGAACAUAUACUGUCCGGCUUAUUUUCCUCACCAUUCCGCUGACGGACGAAAUGCUCUUGUUAGGUACUAGUAUAGGGACGGUAGCCAUUGAAGGCACCCACUCCAUUUCGAUGUCGAUAGCUCCAGCAACCUACAAAACCUCCACGGAAACAAACCUCGAAAAUAACAUCAUUUCGAUCAGGACAGAGCCAAGAUGGCGCCGCCACAGAAAUCAGAUCAAGAGAUUGCAGCCGAAUUUACCUCGUACUACUUGCAGCGCGCCACAAAAGAGUUUGCCGAGGACCUCGACAAAGUGCGGGCUGCUGAUGACUUCAAAAACGACGCCCUCCAGAUCCUCGUGAGCGCGCUGCAGCAGGGAACAACUCUCUUUUCGCCCGAGGAGCAGAGGAGGAUUGUCAUGGCCGCGGAUCGUCCAACGCCCAAGCCCUGAGGGAGCACAUCACUCCAACAUCUCAACAUAAGCCCAACCUUUGCAGGUGCGAGAGGAGGCUCAGCGUAUCACACUAAGUAUCGCUCAACCGUGGGGCUUCAUUCUUGCUCCGCGGAUCCUUUGUUGAGGAGUAGCGAGUAGUCAAACCUGACACUCAAUACACGCACCUCAGUCAACUGUUGGCAGGGGAAGGGAGCCAUGCGGCCUGGGGAUUAUGGGAUGAGUCAUGUCAAAGGGGUAGUAGACCUAUGCCUCGUCCAGGAAAUAAAUCAUACACAUCCAAGGGAAAAGGGGGCCUCUACUUGUAUAAACAAAGCCAUCGUCUAAAUCUGGAGGACAUUUUCGCCUAGGAAAUGCAAUGCGGUUCAGCCGUCAGCGAUGGAGCAGAUUGUGAGAAAACCUCUGAUCAACGUUAAACGAAC